ACAGGACUUCUCAUUCCAUAAAAAACACGUACUGAGCUUGCGUACAAACUAGCGCGAGACAUCGGACUGUGGCUAGCUAACUACGAAGUUUUCGGACUAAUCGCAGAAAUCACAACCUUUCUUUCCCUCAAAGGUAAAACUGUAAUGCAAAGCAAUAUUACAAAUAUCUAGCCUAUUUUGGUGUUAUUUUUCAGUCUCGUAAAAUGAAUGAAGAGGCGACAUUGCGUGCGCAAACGUUUGCUAGCUACAAUCUUGUUAAGACGUGACUAGCUAACAUUAGCUAGCUAGCUUACUUGUUCACGAAAAAAAACGCCCAAAAUGUGAACAAUGAGCAGUAACGGCAUUUUCGAUGAAGGCAUUGUGAUUUUAAAAAGUGCAAAUAUGUUACAAUAUCGCAGUUACUAACAGGUUUCGCCGCUAUCGCAUAGAUAACAUCCUAGUUAGCUAGUUAACUAACAAGUACAUUUUUUGGGUAUGGGUAAGUUAACGUGAACUAAUGUAGCUAGCUAGCAGUCUAGCCCGUAAACCGAGCUAAAUCAAGAGAGCACUGACUGCUGUCUGACGAUGAUGAUGAUGAUACUCGGGUUGCGUCUGUCUUCUUGGCAAGACAGGCUGAUGACUGGUCAACAAAGGGAUUGCGCUAGACUUUGACAGCUGUGCAAGUAAUUUAUAGGGUGCAAGUUGUACGCUGUUGGGUAUUUGAUAGAGGUCCAGUGAUGUAUUAUUAUGAGUUACAUUUUUGGCUCCAGAAGAGCUAGUAGUAUCCCUACUAGGAGGACUGAAGGCAGAGACCAGCGAGAAAGAAGCAGACCAGAGAGAUAAGAGGUAUUGUGGAAGAUGUCUGCCUCGCACUUCUUCAAUGAGGACAGUGUCACGCGGUUCAAAAAGAGAAAAGCUCGCUUUACCUUCAGUGAGGUCCACAUCCUCCUAGAUGAAGUGAAGAAGAAUCGGCACAUCGUUGUCGGGAAGUUUAACCGCGGUGUACCAACGGAUGUGAAGAAGCGCGUGUGGGCAGAGAUCACAGCCAGUGUGAAUGAGAUCGGGGAGAGCCAGCGUGAGGUCAUCGAGAUCAUCAAGAAGUGGUCCGACCUCAAGUGCGACACCAAGCGUAAGGUGGCCGCCAUGCGGUCGGGGGCCAACUUCAAGGGGAUCAACUCGCGGCUGUCCCGUGACCUCAGCCCCACAGAGAACAUUGUGCAUCAGAUUUUGGAGCUGGAUGGAAAGCGAAGCCGGGUGCCAGGUCUCCAUUAUGGGGCUUUCAAGGAGGGAGAUGAUGAUGAAGGACCAGAGGAGGAGGAUGAGGAAGAGGACAUGGCAGGGAUACACAGUUACCCCAAUGAAGGAGUAGACGUCUCGAUGCCACCACCCUCCACGCUUUCCUCGGCAAUGCCCAUGUCCUUUUCCAUGGGUAUGCCCAUGCCAGGCCCUGGCCACACACCCAUACCCCCGGUUCAACCCAAAGAUGACCAUUCUAUGCCAACCUACAGUGGAUCGUCCAGAGAUUCUUCACAUCCCUCUUAUGAAAUGCAGUACGAGAUACCCACUGGUGAAGAAACUGAGAACCAGUUUGGGCAGACAGACGACGAGCGUCAGGACGAGCUGCCCCCUUCUACCUCACAGACGUCCAGCCUCACAGAGGACAACCAGGGGAGCGGCGGCGGGCCACACCCCUCCACAGGCACCCAGCCCUCACCCUCAUCGUUCUCUGCCGCACCACCUACAGCAGGCCAGCCACCUCGGAACGCCAGGGAGAGCAUGUUGCAGAGUGCCUCGCUGAGCAUUCAGGAGCAGCACGCCACCAACACCGCGCUAGAGACUGUGUCGCGCUCCCUGGAACUGCUGUCCGAGUCAGUGCAGCAGCUGGCCGAGACGCAGCAGGAGUUUGUGCGCGAGUCGCUGCAGCUGCAGAGGGAGACGAUGCACAUACUCCGAGACUUCACCAGUGGGGCCCUGGCCCUCAUGCAUGACAAGCUCAAUGGACGCCCGGCCCUAUAGCCCAGACGUUGCUGCACUAUCUGCCCCUCCUGUGGAGCUGGACGGGUGUGUUCCUUUACACUGGGUACAAGGUUGUUCCAUUUCUUUCAUUGAGUCAUUUACUCCAGACAUUUUUAGUGGGUUGUGUUCCGAGUUACUGUAUUUUAUAGGAGUAACCCUACUGUCUGCGUAAAUGUUUAAAUUAUGAACUGUGUGUUAUCCCGCCAAGGGAAAUACAGAAACUCAAAGCAGAAUUAGGGGUUUCUUGCACAAAUUAAGAGCCUAUUUGUUUCUUCCCCCAUUUCUCAGAUCAUUAAAAUGGAGUCUAGUUUAAGGCUCAGAGAGAAUCUAAAACUUGCCUAAUUUUAGAGUGCGGUAAUAAUGUGUAAUAUUUCCUAAAGUGUCCUGUUGUAUCAUGUUGAAAACAGGUCCUAUCUGAUAAACAUGUUAGAGCGAUAAGGCCCCGUCAUUUGUAAAGGUGUGCAUACUUAUUGAGAUUAUGGACUGAUUUCUGUAUGUUCCUUUUUUAUGUGAGACAGUUUUAAACAAAUUCUCCUUUUGUCUACUAUGUUGAUGUAGUCUCCUUAUGUACUAUUGUACGGAGAUAUUGUAGAACAUGUAAAUAAAUAUGAUAACUGCUGUAAA
Messenger RNA from Oncorhynchus masou masou (cherry salmon), 2619 nucleotides. RefSeq lists its product as uncharacterized. Lineage: Eukaryota; Metazoa; Chordata; Actinopteri; Salmoniformes; Salmonidae. The record is from RefSeq and is a predicted model, not a curated record. The transcript has 5 exons. Gene Ontology annotation, cellular component: nucleus. The coding region runs from base 838 to 1995 and encodes 385 amino acids.